Molecule: messenger RNA, 1812 nt
Organism: Musa acuminata subsp. malaccensis (wild Malaysian banana)
Lineage: Eukaryota; Viridiplantae; Streptophyta; Magnoliopsida; Zingiberales; Musaceae
Product: probable flavin-containing monooxygenase 1
Molecular function (GO): NADP binding; flavin adenine dinucleotide binding; N,N-dimethylaniline monooxygenase activity
Source: RefSeq, a predicted model, not a curated record
AGAGAGAGAGAGAGAGAGAGGAUGGAGAAGAGUGGGACGCCCAGGGUGGCGAUAAUAGGGGGAGGAAUCAGUGGCCUGGCGGCGGCGAAGGAGCUGCGCUGGCUCGAGCCGGUCCUUUUCGAGGCUACGAACUCGAUCGGAGGGGUGUGGAGACACUGCUCCUUCCGCUCCACCAGGCUGCAGACGCCGCGGCCGGACUACGAGUUCUCCGACUACCAGUGGGCGGACCGGAACGACCCCACGUUCCCAACCCACUCCGAGAUAUUGGAGUACCUGCACGGCUACGCCACCCACUUCGACCUGUGGAGGUUCAUCGAGCUCGAGACCAAGGUGGUGGAGAUCCGCUUCGUCGGCCACGGCGAGACGAAGACCGGCUUCACCGAUCUCUGGGGCGACAAGGGACGGCCCAUCGCCGACGGACCCGUGUGGGAAGUCGGCGUGGUGACCCCCCGUUCCAACACCGUUCAGUGGUGCAAGUUCGAGUUCGUGGUUAUGUGCAUCGGGAAGUACGGCGACGUCCCCAACAUGCCGACGUUUCCCCGUGGGAAGGGGCCGGAGACCUUCCUAGGGAAGGUAUUGCACUCGCUGGAUUACUGCAAGCUCGACGACGAAGCCGCCAAAUCACUGAUGAAGGGUAAGAAGGUCGUCAUCAUCGGCUACAAGAAGUCCGCCAUCGACCUCGCUGUCGAGUGCGCCGAAGCUAACCACGGGAGCGAUGGUCAACCUUGCACCAUGGUGAUAAGGACUCUUCACUGGACCGUCCCCUCUUACUCCAUAUCGGGUCUGCCGUUCUUCCUGUUCUUCUCGACGAGGCUUUCUCAGUUCCUCCAUGAAAGGCCAAACCAAGGUCUCUUCCGGUCUCUUGCCUGCCACCUCUUGUCCCCCUUGAGGAGAGGCGUGUCGAGAUUUAUCGAGUCCUCUCUGACAUGGAAGCUGCCGCUGGAGAAGUAUGGGCUGAAGCCAAACCAUCCUUUCGUGGAGGACUACGCCUCGUGUCAGAUGGCGAUCUUGCCGGAGAACUUCUUCGCGGAGGCCGACGAGGGGCGGAUCGCGUUCAAGAGGUCGUCGCGGUGGUGCUUCUGGGAAGGCGGGGUCGUCUUGGAUGACAACACCAAGCUGGAGGCUGAUGUCGUGCUCCUCGCCACCGGAUUCGACGGCAAGCAGAAACUGAAGUCGGUGCUUCCGGAGCCUUUCCGCGGACUCAUCGUGGACUCAUCCGGUGUCAUGCCGCUGUAUAGGGGAACGAUCCAUCCUCUCAUCCCGCACAUGGCGUUCGUGGGGUACGUCGAGAGCGUGUCGAACCUGCACACGUCGGAGCUACGGUGCAAAUGGCUGGGGCGGCUGCUGAGGGGGCAUUUCAAGCUGCCGGGGACGGGGGCGAUGUUCCGGCAGACCGGCGCGGAGAUCGACGUGAUGAAGAGGACCACCAGGUUCUACCGCCGCCAUUGCAUCUCCACCUUCAGCAUCAACCACAGCGACGACAUGUGCGAGGAGAUGGGAUGGAGCUCAUGGAGGAAGCGCAGUUGGCUCGCCGAGCUCUUCAGCGCAUACAACAACCAGGAUUACAAGGAAGACGAGAGCCAGUAAUGGAUCUUCUGCUACAUCACCUCUCUCAUGUCAUCGGCUACAAACCAAGCAACAAUUAUGUUUCUUUGAUGCGAAGAUUGAUCUUAAUAAUAAGAGUGAUGUCGAGUGAAGAAAUGGCUUCAAGCAUUUCUGGUUGCCAUUAAUUGAAGAGAUGGGUCGGUGAAGAACCACUACAUGAUUUCUAAUCCGAGUUGGGGGAAGCUAAAGCUGCUUGAUUCUUGUCAA